UGCCAACUUACGUAAAUACUGAAAUAUGGCCACUGCAGCACUAACGAAACUUGCUCCCGCAAGAAAAGCUCUGGUUCAGCUAUGUCAGACAAGAUGUGCACAGACAGCAGCAGCCGCAGCAACACAGGAAGAACCUAGAUACAAGAAAUUUAAAAUAUACAGAUGGGACCCCGACAAGGCUGGAGAUAAGCCCACACUGCAAGAGUAUGAUGUUGAUCUCAACAAAUGUGGUCCCAUGGUACUUGAUGCGCUGAUUAAAAUAAAGAAUGAGAUUGAUCCGACGUUAACCUUUAGAAGGUCAUGCAGAGAAGGAAUCUGUGGUUCGUGCUCUAUGAACAUCGGAGGAAUCAACACUCUAGCUUGCUUGUGUAAAAUUGAUGCCAAUACCAGCAAGGCCCUGAAGGUGUAUCCUCUGCCACAUAUGUAUGUUGUGAAGGAUUUAGUACCGGACAUGAGCAACUUUUAUGCCCAGUACCGUGCCAUAGAGCCCUAUUUGAAACAGAAAAGUGUAGAGAAAGACGAGAGUCAAAUCGGAAAGGAACAGAAUCUACAGUCAGUUAAAGACAGAGCUAAGUUGGACGGUCUGUAUGAGUGUAUACUCUGUGCUUGCUGCAGUACCUCUUGCCCCAGCUACUGGUGGAACUCUGAUAAGUACCUCGGACCAGCUGUAUUGAUGCAGGCAUACAGGUGGAUGAUAGACUCGCGUGAUGAGUAUCGACAGGAGCGUUUACAGAUGAUGGAGGACUCUUUCUCUGUGUAUAGGUGUCACACUAUAAUGAAUUGUACAAAGACAUGUCCAAAGGGUCUCAACCCAGGCUUGGCUAUAGGAGAAAUCAAGAAGAUGCUUGCACAGUAUAACAACAAAGCUUAGACCUACAAAUUACAGUGGAUUCUGUAUCGUUGUGAUAUGCUGACCAACAAAAUUACAAUGGGUGCUUUGUCAUUGUGAUAUGCUGGACCUUUUACCCAUCAAGAACUUCGAGAUACCCUGGUAUGCUUAAAACUGUGUUAAAAGUGCUCUGGCUUUUCGGGAAGGCAUAUGACUGAUUAGAAAAUAAGGAAUAUGAUAAACCUGUUUUGCUGCUACAGAUUCUACAGAACUAAGAUGCAGUAGAAUAUUUCGUAAUUGUUUGUGGCAAAGAGAAAAAAGGAAAAAUGGUUUGGGAAGAAAAAGACAUUUUUCACAAAUUUUUUUCAAAAUGAGACAAGAUUGACCAAUUUAUUGAUUAAAGGUUUGAUGAAAUUGAUCAUACAUACAAAAUUAGUAAGAUUUUGAACAUUUUGAAAUAUCACAGUAGUUGUAAAUGAACAUCGUCAGCUCAGAAUUAUUGUUUCUCUGAAACUCUUAUUUAUGUAUACACUGUUUUUUUAUUAUUUUGAAAAAAGAAAAUGAUGUAAUAUUAUUGCAAAUAAAAAGUUUUAUGGAGGCUA
Ylistrum balloti is the source of this 1431-nucleotide messenger RNA. Its product is annotated as succinate dehydrogenase [ubiquinone] iron-sulfur subunit, mitochondrial-like. Bases 26 to 871 code for a protein of 281 amino acids. Gene Ontology annotation, cellular component: mitochondrial membrane. Gene Ontology annotation, molecular function: 2 iron, 2 sulfur cluster binding; electron transfer activity. The record is from RefSeq and is a predicted model, not a curated record. The transcript is spliced from 9 exons. NCBI's taxonomy places the organism in Eukaryota, Metazoa, Mollusca, Bivalvia, Pectinida, Pectinidae. Gene Ontology annotation, biological process: respiratory electron transport chain; aerobic respiration; tricarboxylic acid cycle.